AUGGUUACGGCUCAUAAUUUAGAACGCGAGGAUCGGGAAGAUGCUCCGUUCCUCGCCCCCGAACCGCAAUCACCGUCGACCCCUAACCGCCCUCACAUCGAAGCGAAACCUCACCCGCUCGGAAACGAUGUGUCAGCUCAGAGGAUCGGUUUCCGGCUGAAGGUGACUCUGUUCGCCAUGAUCCUGGCGGUGGAUAUCGGCUUCUCCUUCAUUGAGGGCCCCCAGGUCCGGAUCUUUGAGUCGAUUGCGUGUCGUCAGUUCUUUUCCGUGACCGAUCCGAGUCAGAUUGGGGCCAAUGGUCAGGUACCUGAGGCAAUGUGUAAGGGAGCAGAGGUACAAGCAGAGUUGGCUGCGGUGAAGGGAUAUAACAUGUUCUUUGACGGGUUGCUUUGUGCGCUCUUGGCCAUUCCCUACGGUCUGCUGGCAGAUCGGAGAGGUCGCAAAUACACUCUCCUCCUGGGCAUGCCUGGCUUUGCUCUCAAUUCUGUUAUCGUCCUCGCGGUCAUGUGGUUUUCGGAUAUAUUCCCACUACGGGCAAUCUGGUUCUCUUCGCUGGCGUGGUUGCUCGGCGGGGGGCCGGUUGUUGCGUUUGCGAUUAUUUGGACUAUGAUGGCUGAUGUCACAACAGAAGAAGAAAGAGCAACGCUAUUCUUUCAAUUUGGUAUCGUCUCUAUGGGGGCCGACUUUCUUUCUAGUGCCUUCACCUCUUACUUGAUGUCCCUAAAUCCGUGGGUUCCGCUCUUCAUCGGACAUGCCAUUAUUUUCCUUGGGCUGUUAUUGAUGUUUGGUCUCCCCGAAACCAUGCAUGUCCGGCCACCGAGCCGACGAGAGCCAUCCCAUGUCGAGCUUUCUGACCUGACUGAGGAUGAACCCAAGAAUCACUCUCCCAAACCCGAGGGCGAACCAUAUAGCGAUGAGCACGGGGAGAUUGGCUUGAACAAUGAGGCGCACAUGUCUUGGAGUUAUCCCUCCCAUCAGAACCCCUCUGUUUGGACGAGGAUUCGCUCAAAUUACCGGUUCUACGUGAAACCAUACCUAUUUAUCCUGAACCGCAAACCUGUGCUACUUCUUUUGACCGCUUUCUUGGUCUACCGCCUCAGUCGCGGUUCUUCGUGGUUCCUCACACAGUAUAUCUCGACACGAUACGAAUGGACCCUGGCACAGGCCAAUUUGCUCGUCUCCUUCCGACCUACAGUAUCCAUUCCGGUAUUCUUGUUUGUUCUGCCCUGGCUCAAGAAAAACUAUCUCAGCCCCAAACGCUCGUCCACGGAGAGGGAUCUAUACCUUGCUCGCGCGAGCAUCAUCUGUCUUACCCUUGGAACCCUGGGAAUCGGUCUUUCGCCCACUAUCGGCACUCUGAUCCCCAGUAUGAUCAUCCAGACAUCCGGGUCUGGUUUCGUCUUCCUCACACGUUCGAUCAUUACUACCCUGGUCGAGCGUGAUGAGACUGCCCGGCUGUAUACAGUCAUCGAGGUCUUGCAGUCCAUGGGCAACGUUGUAGCCAGUGUGUCCAUCACCACAGUUUUCCAGCUCGGUCUUCGUUUAGGAGGCGUAUGGGUUGGACUGGCCUGGAUGAUGACUAGCACGUUAUUUUGCAUGGUAGCUGCCGCUAUCUGGGCUUUUCGACUUCCACAAACCAGCCGUGCCUCGGAUCCGGAGUUCGUGGUUGGAGAAUUUGAAGAUACCGAUCAUUGA
Molecule: messenger RNA, 1695 nt
Organism: Penicillium longicatenatum
Lineage: Eukaryota; Fungi; Ascomycota; Eurotiomycetes; Eurotiales; Aspergillaceae
Product: putative MFS transporter
Exons: 3
Coding region: 1-1695 (564 amino acids)
Biological process (GO): transmembrane transport
Cellular component (GO): membrane
Molecular function (GO): transmembrane transporter activity
Source: RefSeq, a predicted model, not a curated record